AUGCGUCUAGUGGCCGACUUUAGAGUCAGGAAGAACAUCCAUGUUGAUAUGACAAUCGAUGUGGAAGAAAAAUCAGUCUUUGCGAAGCAAAGUGGUGUCACCGACGCUCCCGAGGAAGACAGGAGAUUAGAUGGAGUAAUGGAGCUAAUUCUAGAGAAUAGCGAUCUUGUCGGUCAGGGUGCUUGUGGUCACAAUGCUACUAGUCUACCACUCGCUUCUCCGACUUCACAAAGUUCAUCUCAUGCCCUAACACCCAUCAAUGUUCCAAAUGACAUACACAGAGUCCUCAAUACUAUUAAGGGAUACUUUGAGCGUCAAGAGGAGCAAGAUGGAGUUCCGCGGGGUGGAAAUAAUACCUUGGAUUACUUUAAUAGAUUGAGACCACCAGUUUUUGAGAGCAAACCAGAUCUGAAGUACUAUUACUCGAAAAGGAAUGACUCCACCGUAUCGAAGGAACGGCAAGGGCAGUGGGCUUUCGGCGGACAGGCGCUGGCGGAUGCCACUUCGAGACAUGCAUCCCCAUGCGACGGUACGACCCCCCUUGACAUCAUCCGACCAUCUUAUUCGAUACCCUGGUGGAGAUCAAUGCAACAGUGGGAUAGGAUGGGGGCAAUCUGGGUAGUAACCGGUGGUACUCAUCGAUACAUGGCGUUCAUACUUUUUUUUGUAGGAGCACUCGAGCUGGACGCCUUCUACAAAAUCGAUCACGAAAAGCUUCCUCCCAAGUCCCCGAUCCAGCUGAAAGCCAUUCGAGUCGUAAAGGUGUGCGAGGCGACGAAGCUGGAAGUGACGGUGAGCUUUCCGAGCACUCUUGCGCUACGGAACUACUUCGCUCUUUCGCCGGAGCCCGGCCGCGAACCGGAGCUGGACGAGAGGUUCGUCAUGAGCUCGAACCAGGCCGCGAGGAUACUUCGGUUGCCUGUGCCGCCGUCUGAUUUGGAAGUACAGAAGCACUUACUUAGUUUCUGGCUGUCGAAUUCCAACCUGUACGAUUCUCCUCCAUUUAUAGGCCCCCCGGAAUCGGUAAUGGAGGUCGACGAGGUCGAUAAUCAAACAUCACUUUUGGGCCACUGCCUCCUGACCAUCAAGCAAGCAGGCUUUGUCGGAUGGGGGAUACGAAGGAAGGUUAAGUACAUUGGGAGGCAGCGGGACAUUUCGUGGUCGUCGCCUGAGGAAGAGAAGGAGGAAGUGCAAGCGGACGAGGAACAGCUGCACUCUGAAAAGAAGAGAAAGCGCGAGGUCGUUGAGGAGGAGAGGAAGAAGAAUAAUAAGAAUAAAAGGGGAAAGAAGGGCGAGAAUAAGAAGGAGAAGAAGAAAAAGCCCCGGCGCGACAGGGACGACAAGAGGAGGUACGAGGAGAAGCAGCAACAGGGGAAGGGGACGAGGGACCGGUGGUCGUCGGAGAGGUACGAGACGGCAGAGAUGAAGCUGCUGGAGAUCAUGAAGGAGAAGGGGGCGGAGCUCGGGAAGCCCAUAAUGCGGCAGGCGUUGAGGGAGGAGGCGAGGAAGCACAUCGGGGACACGGGCCUCCUGGACCAUCUGCUGAAGCACAUGGCGGGCAAGGUGGUGACCAACGGCACCGAGCGGUUCCGGAGGCGGCACAACUCGGAGGGCGCAAUGGAGUACUGGCUGGAGCCAGCGGACUUCGUGGAGGUCCGCCAGAAGGCUGGGGUGGCGGACCCCUACUGGGUCCCGCCACCCGGGUGGAAGCCUGGCCAUGCGCCUGCAUGCCCCUGUGAUGGUGAGAUAAGGCAACUCAGAGAGGAAUUAUCACUUCUGAAGAGGGAUAUGGACCAUCUGAAUUCACUGAAGCAAUUGGAGAAGGUAGUUAACGAAGCCCAACCUGAACCUGAAAAUGGCGGGAAUACUUGGCAGGAAGAGAUAAGACUUCUGAAGGAAGAGAAGGAAAAAAAGAACAUGGAGAUGGAGGCAAUGAAAGAAGACAAAGGCGUGCAGUACGAAGGAGAUGACACCAUGCAACAUGAUGGAAAUGAGAACAAAGGAGAUGAGGACGCCAACGACGGCAACAGCAAUUCCAAUAUCACUGACAGUAUCAUGAAAGACACAAACAACAACAGCAAUAGCAACAUAAGCAACCUAUCCAUUACAGCCGUCGAUAUAACUAAGAGUAGGAGCGCCACCACAAACAGCAAGAGGGUGGCGGCACGCCGGAGUGGGUUCAGGAUCUGCAAGCCUCAGGGUACGUUCCUGUGGCCGGACAUGUGGAGCAGUACCAGCAGCAGCGCCGCUGAUGGUGGAGCCGGGGUGUGGCGUCCGCCGGGUUCGCAGGUGGUCCCCAACCCCAUGAUGACCACCAUGACGACAGCGACCAUAGAGGAGCAUCUGAUGCUGCUGGGUGGGGUCCCCACUCCUUCGUCGGCCUCUACCGCCACCUCGGCGCCCAGGCUCCUGCUACUGCCUUCUCCGGCGUCCCCAGCCCACACACAUCCUCCAGAGGUCAUGGCGGUCCCCCCGCCUCCUCCUCCACCUCAUCAUCACAACCACCAUUUGCAGAUGCUGCAACAAACGGGCGGCUCCUGCGACAUCUGCCCUUCCGUCGUGUACCGUCACAUGGUGGCACGCACAACUUCACCAACAAUGCUGCCUAGAGUUGGGGGUGGGCCGGAGGGGAACAAAAGAUCCGAGGCGGCGGCUUCCUGGGACUCACACGAGGGAGGGAGAAGCGACAUCGCCACUGAUCUCUCCCUCGCCACGCCCUCCACCACCUACCGAUGA
Messenger RNA from Musa acuminata AAA Group (dessert banana), 2736 nucleotides. Its product is annotated as protein AMEIOTIC 1 homolog. Gene Ontology annotation, biological process: meiotic sister chromatid cohesion; meiotic cell cycle; reciprocal meiotic recombination. Bases 1 to 2736 code for a protein of 911 amino acids. NCBI's taxonomy places the organism in Eukaryota, Viridiplantae, Streptophyta, Magnoliopsida, Zingiberales, Musaceae. The transcript is spliced from 8 exons. The record is from RefSeq and is a predicted model, not a curated record.